Molecule: messenger RNA, 1107 nt
Organism: Pocillopora verrucosa
Lineage: Eukaryota; Metazoa; Cnidaria; Anthozoa; Scleractinia; Pocilloporidae
Product: retinoschisin-like
Source: RefSeq, a predicted model, not a curated record
AUAAACAAAUCAAUGUCUGUGCGAUUGCAUUUCUCUGUCUCAAUUUCACGUGCGGAAUCACCAAAAACUCCAGUUCCCCUUGGCAUGGAAAGCGGUGCUAUUUUUGACUCACAGAUCACCGCUUCCUCCAUGUCUAAUGAUAGACAUGCCGCACCGAAUGCUAGAUUACAUUUCAAAGGAUCCGAAAACCCGGUUAGACAUGGUGGCUGGGUAGCUAGAGAGAAAAACAUCAACCAAUGGCUGCAAGUGGAUCUUCAGCAUAUCAUAAGGGUAAUAGGCAUAGCGACGCAGGGGAAACCUGCAUCAAAGCAGUGGGUUACUAAAUACAAGCUACAAUAUGGCGAUGACGGACAAACUUUUAGAGUCUACAAGCGAGACGGAGACGUAUCAGACACGGUUUUCCAAGGAAACAAGGACAGAGACACAGUAGUUUACCACGAUCUUAACCCGCUUAUUUAUGUUCGCUAUGUUCGAGUUCUUCCGAUGGACUGGAAUUGGGCGAUCGCUAUGAGGAUUGAGCUUUAUUCUUGUUAAGAAUAACAGUUGUUUGCGAGAAACAUCACUGCAAUUCAAUCCCUUCUAUGGCUAAUCCAAAAUGAUUUUUGUUUGUGGAUUACAAAGUACAACAGCAGCUUGAUUCGUUGACUAAUUAAUUAUUGAUCGCUUGAGCUUAAUAGUCGUUAUAAUUCGUAAUGUGAGGGAUAUGCACCAAUGGCAGCACAUUAAGACGCACCUGUAAAACGAACGAACGAACGUGCUCUUUUGGAGACUCGUGUUCAAUCAACCUCAGUGCCUAACGAGAACCGAUAGUGAAAACAAACCAAUCUCUCGUAAAAAUGUAUAAUAUAUCAUGCUCUCUUCACCAAUUUAACAAAGUAGUAAAUCUUGUAUCGUAGGAAAGAGACACAUGUGUGUUCAUUAAGGAAAAGGCGACAAGAAACCUCAGACGAGUUUGCAUGCCGUUAAAACGUGUUUAGCAGUUGUAACUGAUCAAAUUAUUUAAUAGAGUAUGUACCUCUAGUUAAAUUUGUAAGUAAGCAAAUGAACCUUGCGAGUAAAUGUGACUCAAAUAGUCAGAUUUAACGCUCAGGAAUUGUUGAGAAAUAA